GAACGUGUAGUUGCAAUUGUAAAACUUAACACCAAAAUUAUACCCUACCUAUGAAAUGUAACUUUAAUAUAAAUAUCAGACAUUUUCAGGAGGCAGACAAAACAAAGCAGGAGUGUCACCUGCUCUGCCGUCACUGAGGAGGACGAGUGUGGCCCAACAGCUUCAGAGACUGCGAUGGCUUCCCCAGGUAACAUACUACCAGAAAAACAGUUCCAGUGCGCCAUCUGCCAGGAAGUAUUCACUGACCCGGUCACAACUCCCUGUGGACACAACUUCUGCCUUGCAUGCAUUCAAAGCACAUGGGACAGUAGUGACGUCUGCCAGUGUCCCACCUGUAACAAAUCGUUCAGCCCCCGGCCUGAGAUCAGCAUCAACACAGCCUUCAAAGAGCUGGCCGACUCCUUUAGGAAUAUCAUAUUCUGUUCAUCUGCUUCACCGCUGUCGGCAGCGAAACCCGGAGAUGUUGUUUGUGAUGUCUGCGCGGCGACGUCCCUGCAGGUGAAGGCCUUAAAAUCCUGCCUGGGGUGCAUGACGUCGUACUGUGGGCCUCACCUGGAGCCCCACCAGAGAGUCCCAACCCUAAAGGUUCACAAGCUGAUCAACCCAGCGAAGAACCUGCAGGAGAGGAUGUGUAAGAAGCAUGACAGGCUGCUGGAGAUGUUCUGCAGGGAUGAGCAGAAGUGCGUGUGCCAGUUCUGCACCGAGACCGGGCACAAAGGUCACAAGGCCAUCAGGAUAGAGGAAGAGAGUGGGGAGAGGAAGGUCCAAAUGAAGAAGACCGAGGCCGAUUUUCAGCAGAUGAUCCAGGAACGACUGAAGAAAGUGGAGGAGAUCAAGAACUGUCUGAAGCUCAGCACUGUCAGUGCAGAGAAGGAGCUGAAGGAGAGUGACCGUCUCUUCACCUCUCUGGUCCGCUCCGUCCAGGAGAGACGAGCUGAAGUCGACUCGGAGGUCAGAGAGAAGCAGAAAGCAGCAGAGAGGAGGGCGGAGGAGCUGACCCAUGAGCUGCACCAGGAAAUCAACGAGCUUCAGAGGAGAAACGCUGAGCUGGAGGAGCUGGGGAGCUCUGAAGACCAUCUGCAUGUCUUACAGCGGUUGCCAGCUCUUACAUCGCCUCCACCCUCCAAACAGUGGACAGAGAUCGGCGUCCACCCUGAACUUUGUGUGGGAACAAUGAGAAAAGCGCUGUCCAAACUAAACAAUUCCCUGAAGAAUGAACUAGACAGGCUUAAGAAAGAAGAGAUGAAGAAGAUGCAGAAAUAUGCAGUGGACGUGGUUUUAGACCCAGACUCCGCCCAUCCUAACAUCGUCCUAUCAGCUGAUGGGAAACAGGCAGGCCGCGGCGAGCUGCUUCACAUCGUGCCUGACAAUCCUCAACGUUUUGACCCCGUCAUCUGUGUGGUGGCAAAGAGAGGCUUCCUGUCAGGGAGGAUCUACUUCCAGGUUGAAGUGGGGACUAAGACCUUCUGGGACAUCGGCGUGGUCAAGGAAUCCGUCAACAGGAAAGGAAUGAUCACCUCCAAGCCGGAGAACGGCUACUGGACGGUUCGUCUGAGAAAUGGGAACGAGUACCGCGCUCUGGACUCCCCUUCUGUGCUUCUUCCUCUCAAGGAGAAACCGCAGACACUGGGAGUGUUCAUGGACUAUGAGGAGGGGACUGUGUCGUUCUUUAACGUGGACGCUGGCUCUCACAUCUACACCUUCACCGGAUGUAUGUUCUCUGAGAGGAUCUUUCCCUUCUUCAGUCCGGGGGUUUGUGAUGAGGGGAAGAAUACGGCGCCGUUGAUCAUCGCCACUGUUAAUCAUUAGAAGUCGACAGUAAAAUCUGUACUUCUAAGAGUCCAUCCACAAAGAUAAUCCCUGAUGUUUUUUUAAACUACUACUUGUGUUUUACAGACUUUAUUGAUCUUAAUAUUUGAAAUUAUGAUAAACAAAAAAUAAAACAGGGCUGUCAAGAUUAAUAACAUCAAUCACAAUCAGUUAAGGUCCACAAUUAGUACACACGUGGUAUAAAAUAAGUCCACCGCAGCUUCUUAAUGUCACAUUUCAUUUUAAAAACUCACAGACAGCUCAGUGGACAAGUCAGAAGUCAUCUGAACCAUGUUUUAUGAAUCGUUUUCCUUUUUCCUGUUCACCUAUUUCCUUUUCAAUCCAUAACAAAUUCCUUUUUCUGUGGGGAAGUUCAUGUCAUAAUCACUGAUCUACCAGAAGUUCAUUUUUGUCUUUCAAAAUAAAAGCAGGUCUUUUCCAAACAGGAAGGUGACAACCCUAAUGGUGCGUUUCAGUUAAUCUAGGGCCUCAGAAAUUCUGAGUUGCAAGGUAGAUACAUCAUCACGAAUGGGCCGGAAACUCUGAUCAUGGAAUUCCAACUGGGACGACAACUUUGGUACCCCGAGUUACAAACUUGUAGCAACUGGAAUAAAUCAACUGGGAUGCAAAAUCCCCACCUCUGAUAUCCAGCUACCUAUCAACUUUGCAAUGUUCUAAACACCUUACAGCACAAUAAAUCUGUCUUUACAACAGGGACAGUGCUGCAAAUCCACAGUUGUUUGUAUGUUUUUGUCGUUGCAAUAAUGUGUAACACAUACACUCCCCUCCAAAAGUAUUGAACCAGUGAGGCCAAUUCUUUUAUUCAGAUUCAGAUUCAGACGACUCUAUUAAUCCCCGAAGGGCAAUUCAGUUUACAGUUUACAGUUUAUCUUUGCUGAAGACUGAAAACAAAAGAUGAAUAUGAGACAAGAGAUCAUUGUUUCAGCUUUUAUUUCCAGGCAUUUACAUCUGGACCUGAUACACAACUUGGGAGAUAGGUUUACAUUUCUCAUGUUAGCAAAAGUAUUGGAACAUGUGGCUGACAGGUAUGUUUUGUUGCCCAGGUGUGUCCUAUUACACUGAUUAUUCAAACAGGACUGAAUGUCCACACUCAAUUUCAGAUUUGGGUUUUGCCUGUGUAGACUGUAUUUAUAGUUAGAGGUGUAACCAACACGACAACCAGAGAGCUAUCUAUGGGUGAAAAACAAGCAAAUAUGAAGCUGAGAGAAGAUAGAAAAUCAAUUGGAGCCAUUGAUCAAAUAUUGGCCAUGGCAAGUGCAACUAUUUGGAAGGUCAGGAAAGGCUAAAGUUUGGAGAAAGAAAGGAUCUGCUCAUGAUCCCGAACAUACAAACUCAUAUGUGAAACACAGUGGAGGUAAUGUCAUGGCUUGGGUUUGCAUGUCUUCCUCUGAGACGGGCUCAUUAAUCUACAUUAAUGAUGUAACACAUGAUGGCAGCAGCAAAAUGAACUCAGAAGUCCACAGAAACAUUUGUCUGCCAAUUUAAAGAAAGAUGCAACCAAACUGAUUGGGAGAUCUUUCAUCAUUCAGCAAGAUAAUGGCCCAAAACACACUACCAAAACAACAAAGGAGUUCAUCAGAGGCAAGAAUUGGAAGGUUUUAGACUGACCAAGUCAAUAUCCAGUCUUAAACACUAUAGAGCAUGCGUUUUAGCUACUAGAGCAGAGACUGAAGGGAGUAUCCCCCCAAAACAAACAACAAAGGAGUUCAUCAGGGGGAAGAAGAGGAAGGAUUUGGACUGGCCAAGAUGAUAUCCAGACUUAAACCCUAUAGAGCAUGCAGUUUACCUACUAAAGCAGAGACUGAAGGGAAUAUCCCCUCGAAAACAAACAACAAAGGAGUUCAUCAGGGGAAAGAACUGGAAGGUUUUAACCCCCCCCCCCCCAAUAAAUAAAUAAAUAAAUAAACAAAUAAACAAACCUCAAAGGAAAGCCUGGAAAAGCAUCACAAAAGAAGAAUGCCAACGUUUGGUGAUGCCAGUGGGUCACAGGCUAGAUGCAGGUAUUGCAAGCAAAAGAUUUGGAACUAAAUAUUAAGUCUUACUCACUUUAUUCAUCUUAAUCCUGUCUGUUCCAAUACUUUUGCUCACCCAAAAGUUUCAUAUUCAUCUUUUGAUGUCAAACCCAAAUGUUUUCAGUCUGCAGCAAAAAUAAAGGAAUUGUCCUCACUAUUCCGAUAAUUUUGGAAAGAAACGUGUAGGUUUUCUCUGUGAUUGCAGAUGGGUUAAAUUGCCAGUGUAGUUGCCCAGGCUCUGUACCAAAGGCUUUUUCAUUAGGUAUCCUUUUGUUUAGAAAACAGGACAAAAAACACGUAAUUUCUAAUUAUAGUAAAGUUUGCCCUAUUUGAUUUUUAUACCGGCAUUUCGAUACUAUAUUUCAUAAAGAGGGUACACAUUUCUGCCCUGUGUUUUCUGGAGAUAGAACUGAUCUGAACUUUAACCAAAAAACAUUACAAGCACAACUAAAAGACCAACUCAUACUGACAGUAUAUAUGUUAUGCUUUAACCACCAGUGUUUACUUUAAAGCAUGAACUUGAAGGAAUGAUCACAGCUGUGUUAAAAUAAUGCCUGACAUGAGUGAGGUUUACCAUGGACUAAAUGGUUCAGGGAUAGAGCUCAUUUUGCAGCUCAGACCUUAAGGAGACAUUGGUGCUACUUUUCUUUGAAUUACUAUUGUAACUAACUCUGAUUCGUGUGUUUUUUGAUGGUGAUUUGUUUCUGAA
Messenger RNA from Cheilinus undulatus (humphead wrasse), 4551 nucleotides. RefSeq names its product E3 ubiquitin-protein ligase TRIM39-like. Lineage: Eukaryota; Metazoa; Chordata; Actinopteri; Labriformes; Labridae. The transcript is spliced from 9 exons. Gene Ontology annotation, molecular function: zinc ion binding; protein binding. Bases 175 to 1809 code for a protein of 544 amino acids. The record is from RefSeq and is a predicted model, not a curated record.